Molecule: messenger RNA, 909 nt
Organism: Selaginella moellendorffii
Lineage: Eukaryota; Viridiplantae; Streptophyta; Lycopodiopsida; Selaginellales; Selaginellaceae
Product: probable LRR receptor-like serine/threonine-protein kinase At1g34110
Exons: 1
Molecular function (GO): protein binding
Source: RefSeq, a predicted model, not a curated record
AUGACUAAUCUCACUUAUUUGAAUUUGGGGACAAACACUCAUAUCAAGGGAGUCAUACCGGAGGAGAUAGACAGAUGUGAGAGAUUGAUGCAUCUUUCUCUCGAUGGUAACAUGUUAAGUGGCCACAUCCCACAUUCGCUGGGAAAACUACACUACUUGAAGUACCUUAAACUGGGAAGCAAUGGAUUGAGCGGAGAGAUCCCUUCAUCUCUAGUGCAACUCUCCAACCUUGAGGCUUUACAGUUGGAGAAUAAUAUUUUUACUGGAAAGAUGCCUUUGUCUCUAGGACAACUCAAAAGCUUACAACUUUUAUAUCUAUUCAAUAACAGCUUCGUGGGAAGGAUUCCACAAAGCUUGGGGGACAUGAAGGGCCUCCAAAAACUGGAUAUUUCAGCCAAUUCUCUUGAGGGGGAAAUCCCAGUUGAACUGGGAAAUUGCACUUCUUUGCAGCUGCUCGAAUUGUCAAAGAACAACUUGACGGGAGAAAUUCCAUGGGAGGCAUUUGAAACGUUGUGCAAGCACAACCUUCAAACCCUUGGAAUGGAAAGGAACAAGCUGGUUGGACAUAUACCACGUGUACUGCUUGAGAACUGCACAAAGCUGGAGCGGCUGAAGCUCGGGAAUAACUCUCUCAAAGGCACCAGCAUUGACGUGAGUAAGCUUCCAGCACUGAAGAUUCUCUCACUCGCAAUGAAUCAUCUCGGAGGCAGAUUUCCUUUGCUUCCCUCUGGCAACACUAGCUUGGAGUUGAUUGAUCUCAAGAGAAACAACUUCUCUGGUCAGCUUCCUGCAUCUCUUGCUAACCUCCACCAAUUGCGAGUUUUAAGCUUGGGACGCAACCAUUUUGAAGGAGUCCUGCCAGAUUUCAUUUGGAGCAUGAAACAGUUGCAAGUGUUGGAUGUUUCGGGC